Molecule: messenger RNA, 1672 nt
Organism: Hypoxylon trugodes
Lineage: Eukaryota; Fungi; Ascomycota; Sordariomycetes; Xylariales; Hypoxylaceae
Product: peptidase C13 family-domain-containing protein
Exons: 2
Coding region: 276-1469 (397 amino acids)
Biological process (GO): proteolysis; protein localization to cell surface; attachment of GPI anchor to protein
Cellular component (GO): GPI-anchor transamidase complex
Molecular function (GO): GPI-anchor transamidase activity
Source: RefSeq, a predicted model, not a curated record
CCUACGAAGGCACUAAGGCAAUAGGGGAAUUACCUAAGAAAGCCCCUUGUUGAAUUUAAUUCGAGUCUCGAUCCGAUGACAAAUCAAUUCUCAAUUCAAUGUUUCAUUUCCCCUAAGACAUCAAUCAUCAAUCAGUACAAUUCAAUACAAUAUCAUAGGUAAUUCAACGCGAACAUUUGUAUUCCAUCAAUAACGAUUAAUGGCAAAUACAAUAAUAUUGAACAAAAGAACCCUAUGAUACCGACGCAAGGUACCUAAUCAGCAAGUCGCCCAUCAUGAAACUUUCCAGUAUAUUGAAUCUGCCCGCGUUGCUUGCCGCAUCGCUGUUGGCUCCUUUACCACCUGUGGCCGCUGAGCAUACCAGCAAUUGGGCCGUGCUGGUAGGCACCUCGCGAUUCUGGUUCAACUAUCGCCAUCUUGCCAAUGUCUUGUCCAUGUAUCGAACCGUCAAGCGACUAGGUAUCCCCGAUUCGCAAAUUAUCCUCAUGCUUCCUGAUGAUAUGGCAUGCAAUCCUCGGAAUGCCUUCCCCGGGACCGUGUAUAGUAACGCAGACCGCGCUGUCGACCUAUACGGAGACAAUAUCGAAGUCGACUACCGAGGAUACGAGGUCACUGUUGAAAACUUCAUUCGAUUACUUACCGAUCGCGUUGGAGACGAGAUGCCCAGGAGUAAACGAUUGCUGACUGAUGACCGAAGCAACAUAUUCGUAUACAUGACAGGACAUGGAGGAAAUGAAUUUUUGAAAUUUCAGGACGCAGAAGAAAUAGGCGCAUUUGAUUUGGCGGAUGCGUUUGAACAGAUGUGGGAAAAGAGAAGGUACCACGAGAUUCUUUUCAUGAUUGACACAUGUCAAGCAAACACCAUGUACAGCAAACUCUACUCCCCGAAUAUUAUCGCUACAGGGUCUUCCGAAUUAGACCAGUCUUCAUAUUCUCACCACGCCGAUAACGACGUCGGAGUCGCCGUGAUUGACCGAUAUACGUAUUAUAACCUCGAAUUCCUCGAGUCGGAAGUCAAAGACCUAAGCAGUAAGAAGACGGUCGGCGACCUCUUCGACAGCUAUAACUACGAAAAGAUUCAUUCCAACGCAGGUGUCCGAUACGACCUAUUCCGAGGCGGCGCGGAGGCUGCUAGGGGUCGUUUGUUGACAGAUUUCUUCGGCAAUAUACAAAAUGUUGAGGUGGAUGGGGCUAGAAACAUGACAGUUGAUGAAGAGAUGCUAGCACUCAGCAAGACGAUAGCGAAGCUACGAGAAAUGGCAGACCAAGAGGAAGAGGCUGCCGCAAACAACAAGAGCGAUAUCACAGAUUCGAGCAAAGCUGAGUCUCGGCCGUCAAAGAGAGUACAGAUGGCCAAACCCCUGACAGAUGAGAAUUGGUACACUAAGAAGCUUGUGGGAGCAACAGCAUUAGCUAGCUGCGCCGCUUUAUGGGCUCUCGGGUCGUACCUAGAAACACCCGAGAAUUAAGGGCAUUUAGUAACUUGAUACCAGGUUAAAAUACGAUAAAAAUAGGAAUAUAUAUUUAAUAUAAUAAGAGCAUUGUGCAAACGACUGUUUUUAACGAUCGAGUUUGUAAGAUUGAUACCAGGUGCAUAUUUACAUGUAUCAUGUGCUGGCAUCAUACAACACUAUGCGAGAGGCAGAUAAAAAAGAAAUUACUAUAUCCUGCU